Messenger RNA from Eurytemora carolleeae, 4121 nucleotides. It is a transcript of the gene Ube4B, whose product is annotated as ubiquitin conjugation factor E4 B. The transcript has 30 exons. The record is from RefSeq and is a predicted model, not a curated record. Gene Ontology annotation, biological process: protein polyubiquitination. Gene Ontology annotation, cellular component: ubiquitin ligase complex; cytoplasm; nucleus. Gene Ontology annotation, molecular function: ubiquitin-ubiquitin ligase activity. Lineage: Eukaryota; Metazoa; Arthropoda; Copepoda; Calanoida; Temoridae. The coding region runs from base 5 to 3250 and encodes 1081 amino acids.
UAAAAUGUCAGAUCCCGAUCAGGAUGAGAUGAGACGGAAACGUCUGGCAAGAUUAAGCCAACCUGGAUCUACAACCAAAAACAGUUUAUCACAGGAUUCAAGUCUAGCGUUAAGUCCAACAGCUGGAGGUAGCAUAAGCAGUCCCUUAGCAGGGGGAGCAGUAGGCGGGGCGCAAGGGUACACGCCCCCUUCUUCUGGGGCGGGGAUAACAAGCCCCACCCUAGAGGUUCCAAACUCUUCUCCCAGAGAUAAGGAAAGUCCUGAAGCUAUGGAGGUUGGUUCUCUCAAGAGUGGAGCUAGCCAGGUGUCUUUGGACUUUGACUCAGGGAUUGAGAAUAUGGACGUUGAUGAGAAGAAGGAAUCUCCGAGUAAGCGGAAUAGAACUGUUAGUUAUAACGAAGCAACAGUUCCCCAGAUCAGAACAUCCCUGCAGAAUAUACUAAACAUUGGUUUACCUGGAACAGACGGGAAUGCAAGGACAGCUUCUCUAACAUCCCCGGAGAUCAGUAUACUCCUGGAGAAUGGAGAUCUUGAGACUGAUGCUAAUCUUAUCUCUAUCCUGCUCUCAGAUAUUAUAGCUCAGCUCUCAUCAAAUCUAACCCCAGAAAAAGUUGUGAAAUAUCUGGUUUCCUGUUACUCACGAAGUUAUGAAGAGGAAGCAACUAUGGGAAGACGGGCCACUGUACCUCCACUCUCCGAUAUAUUGGACUCCACUAGACAACAGCUGGUUACUCAUAUAAGCCUGGUAGCUGAGGGUGGAUGGCAGGAUGAACCGACUAAUCAGUUUAGUUCUCCUCUCUACCAACCACUAGUGGGAGAGGAGUCUCCUCAAGCUCUUCUAGAGAACCUUGUUGAUUCACUUCAUCAGGACUCUGUUCGGUUUUCUGCUGUAUUCAGUCCUCUUCUUCAACAUUGCCUCUGUGAGGUGCGUAAGGGUCGAAUGGUAGAGCAGAAGUACGUUCCACCGGUUCUAGUUCUCCGACACCUCUGUGAGGUUCGUCUCUCUACUGGUAUCCGACCUGUUUGUGACCUUCUCACCCAGCAGGCUCAGUGGCUCCCUGAACCUGUGAGUACUGCUGAGGGUCUGGAGAUGGUUGGAUUAUCCUUCCUUGGUCCUUUCAUGGCUCCUUCCGUCUUCCCGGAGGAGGACCCAGGGGUCGCAGAAAAAUAUUUCAAGGAGAAACCAGCUGCCCCCCUCCUUAAAUCAGCUGCCAAGGAACUAAAGACUGAGCUAGAUUUCCUACGAAACCAACUGCACUGCAUUGUACACGGUGUACUCGCCAACUCCAGUACAAGGGAGGCAGGGCUAAACUAUAUUUCACAGAUUCUAGCCAGGAAUAAUAAAAGAAAACAGUUGCAGGCAAACGAGAGACUUAUUGCAGGUGAUGGGUUUAUGUUGAACCUGCUGACCAUAAUGCAGCACUUGUCCAGUAAGGUUAGGAUGGAUAAGGUAGAUCCUGCCUACCUUCACAGUCAGGGGUCCAGGAUUAAGCUAACAGAUGAAUCUCGUCUGAAAGCUACUACUCAGGAAGUAGAAGAAUAUGCUCAAUCUUUAGUAAGCUCAGGAACUGUAAAGGAAGCAAACUUCCCUACAGAAUGCUGGUUUCUUACACUUCAAGCACAUCAUAUAGGAAUUUUACCAAUUAUUCGUCGGUAUCAACGCCGUCUUCGGCACCUGCGCGACCUACAGAAGAUGGUUGAAGACCUGGAGAAAUCUGAAUCCACGUGGAAGAAUAUGCCGCUAGAUGCCGCCAGGAACAGAGCCCAUAUCAAGAAGCUGAAGUCUCAAAUCAAGAAGCAUUCAAGAUCUAAAUCCUGCUCAGAUAUUGGACUCCUGGAUGAUGCGCUGUUUACCAGAUGUAUGAGUUUCUACUCCAGCGCUGCGUUGCACAUGCUCAGGUUAUUGGAGCCUGUGAAUCCCCACCAGCCUAAGCUCCCGCUCUCUGCAGAACCUGAAUUACUGUUCAAACUACUCCCGGAGUGGAUUGUUGACGAUAUGGCGGAUUUCCUACUGUUCGGUGUCCAGUUUCUACCCUGGGUAGUAUCCAACUGUCUGGAUGAUAUAUUCCUCACCUGGCUUCUUACUAUCCUCUGUCAUCCACAGUAUUUUUCUAAUCCUUAUCUUGUGAGUAAACUGGUUGAGGUUCUAUUUGUUGUGAAUCCUGCAGUACAAGAGAGAACUACAGAAGUUUAUACCAGGAUAAUGUCGCACCCUAUUUGCGAAGAGUUUUUGCCUAGUGCUCUUAUGAGAUUCUACACCGACGUGGAGCAGACAGGAUCUAGCAAUGAGUUCUACGACAAGUUUACCAUCAGAUACCACAUCUCUAUCAUCAUGAAGUCCAUGUGGGAGUCCCCUGUACACAAGAUGGCGAUCAAGACAGAAUCUACGAAUGGUAAACAGUUUAUCAGGUUCAUCAACAUGAUGAUGAACGACACCACGUUCCUCCUGGACGAGUCCCUCUCCGCCCUCACCAGGAUUAACGAGGUCCAGGCGGAUAUGGCGGAUCCUGUAAAGUGGCGAACUCAAAACCAGGAAACCCAAUCUAGUCGUCAUAGACAGUUAAACCAAGAUGAAAGACAAUGCCGGAGCUAUCUCACACUAGCCAGAGAAACGGUUGAUAUGUUCCAUUAUCUAUCCGAGGGUGUCCAGGAUCCCUUCCUUCAGCCCGAGCUGGCUGACCGACUCGCCGCUAUGCUGGACGCAGUCCUGGAACAGCUGACCAAUGGUCCUAAGUGUAAGAACCUGAAAGUGAAGAACCCCGAAAAGUAUGGUUGGGAACCAAAAUGGUUGCUCUCUCAUAUUAUUGACAUAUAUCUGCAUCUUGAUGGGGAUAAGAUGGCUAAAGCGAUCGCUAACGAUGAACGAUCAUUCAAACUUGAAACCUUUCAGGACGCUGUGAGAAGAAUGGAAACUACUCUGAGUAGAAAUCCCAACGAUAUAAAUCAGUUUAGAGCAUUGUAUGAGAAGGCGAACAAGAUGGUAAUAGAGAAGAUGAAACAGGAAGAUGAUUGGGAGAACGUACCAGAGGAGUUUGAAGAUGCUAUUAUGGGAACUGUUAUGGAGGAUCCUGUGAUACUACCAACCAGUGGAAAGAUUAUGGAUAGAAAGAAUAUUAUAAGGCACUUGUUGUCGACCCCAAAUGACCCGUUUAACCGGCAGCCGUUGACCGAGGACCAACUGAUCCCUGCAACCGAGCUUAAGGAGAAGAUCAAGCAAUGGAAGCAGACUCAGAAGGAUAGAAAUAAAUAAAUCCACAAGACGGAGUUCAUCAUGGAAUUUAGUUUAUUUAGGACAUGGCAUAAAAUGCAACAAAUUAACAAAAUCUAAUAUUAAUAAAUUUUUGUUAAAUCUGCAUUUUAAACCGUAUCUCAAUUCUCGGGUGUUUUCCAACAUUUCACCUGCGGUAAAACUUUAAAGUAGAAACUCGAGGAAAACCCUGUUUAAGCAAUGUGCGUCCCUUUAACCUUAAAAAAUGCAAGGGGCAAUUGUUGAUGAAAUGUUUAGUAAAUUUUUGAUUUCUUAGAUUUAAAAAAUGGUGGAAUUUUAUUGAGUGAAAAGUUUUCUUACUUAAUACUGUUCUCGGAUAAAGAUUAUCAAACCACCAACAAUGGACCAUGGAUACCGGUUCAAUUGGACCUCGAACCGUGGACCAACAAGAAUCUGAGUGAUCAUGAAUCACGGAUUCCUUCUUUCAGUUUUUAAUAAAUUUUAAUAAGUGUUGAUAUAGUUGUAAAUGUAAAAAAAUUCUUGUAAAAUUGUUAAGAGAGAAAAAAAAACAAAUAAUGUGCACAGUGUAACUUUGUAUGAGCACCAUUGUGUAUCUUUCCAAUUUUAUAACUUUGCUUUCUAAGAAUGAGUUUGGACCAACUCUAUAUCUUCAUCUUGGUAUCGACAGAAAAGACCAAACUUUUAAAAGGAAAUUUAAGAUCACUGAAUUAUUUAUGUCACGUGAUAUUUAGUAGUUGCAGCCUUGGCAGGUUUUAUUUCUUGACUGAAUAUAAUUUUAAAGUUGUAAUCUUGUGAUUUAAUAAAACCUGCUGCAGAUGCAUCCAUUAAACCUGUAUAGUGUAUACUGUAUAGUCUAUAUAUGUCUUAUUGUCCAUAUUUAAUUAUUUUCAGA